This is a messenger RNA of Cylas formicarius (sweet potato weevil), 2943 nucleotides long. Its product is annotated as alpha-tocopherol transfer protein-like. The record is from RefSeq and is a predicted model, not a curated record. Bases 156 to 1103 code for a protein of 315 amino acids. Lineage: Eukaryota; Metazoa; Arthropoda; Insecta; Coleoptera; Brentidae. Gene Ontology annotation, molecular function: phosphatidylinositol bisphosphate binding. Gene Ontology annotation, cellular component: membrane. The transcript has 6 exons.
UUUGCUGUUUGUUUAUAAAGGCCAGUCCUAUUUAGAUUUGACGCUAUUCUUGCGAGGCUUUCAGGAAGUAGAUUUACUUCUGGUCUAAGGAGCUAGCCGGUCAGUUUUUUCAUAUACAGUGCGGUUGAGUGCUUGCAUUUCGUUCACGUGUCAAAAUGCAGUGCAAGAAAUCCGUUGGGUCUUUGCUAGAACCUCCAACCGAUUCGCAGACGUACAACAUAGCUCUCACUAUAAACGAAACCAGCGAGGACAAGUUGCUCCACAAUGAGAAAUUGCUCUACGAAUGGAUCGAGUCACAGAAGCAUUUCCCGAAAAACAUAGAUAAAGCCUUCCUAAGGGCCUUCCUUCGAGGCAGCAAACACCACUUGGUCAAAGCUAAACGGAAAAUAGAGCACCAUCUUUCAGCACGAUAUUUAUUUCCCGAGGUCUACGCCAACAGGUCACCUUUCACCAAAGACAUCAUCCAAGCUAUGGAUGUGGUCAACAUGAUGUACGUACCCAAACUGACAGACGACGGUUGCAGGGUUGCAUUUUUCAAACUCGAGAGGUGCGACCCUUCCGAGUUUCACAUGCUCUCGCAGAUCAAGUUAUUCUUCAUGCUAUAUGAGGUGAUUAUAUUGAGGUGUUAUCCGGCAUGCGGCGAUGUGGCUGUUUUCGACGCUAAGAAGUUUGGGGCUGCACAUUUGACAAAAUUCACUGGCCCCGUGUUCAGGACACUGGAUACUUUGCUAAGGAACGCUUACGCCAUACGCGUCAAGCAGAUACAUGUUAUAAACGCUCCACCGAUGAUCGGUAGGGUCUUGGCUCUUAUCAAACCCAUCAUGCAUCACAAAGUCAGAAACUCCGUAUUCGUGCACAAGGACCCGAAAGACCUAUUGGGCAUUCUCGGGGCUGACGUCACACCGUGCGAUUACGGGGGUAAUCUGAAAAGUGUGAGAUCGAUCGCGUCGGACUGCUACGACUUUUUGGCCGAUAAUGCGGACUGGCUCGAAGCGCAGGAAAAUGUAAAAAUCACGGGAAUCCCGAAAAAAGUGGAACGAUCGUUUUAUUUCAGAGACGAGCUGGGACUCGAAGGAAGUUUCCGAAAAUUGGAAAUUGAUUAAAAUUUUGUUGGUUUGUGAUUUAUGUGAUGCGUUUUAAAAAAAUAGGUGAUAUUAGGAACAUAUACCGUUGCUUUCUUGUCCUGUUAUAAAACGUUUGAAUUUAUAAUGCAUAUAUAUAUAUAUAUAUAUAUAUAUAUAUAUAUAUAUAUAUAUAUAUAUAUAUAUAUAUAUAUAUAUAUAUAUAUAUAUAUAUAUAUAAAUAAAAAUCAAAAUGAGAAUGGAAUGUCGAUGUCAAUGAAAUUACGGCAACUGUGAGAUUUUAAAUGGAACGCCCUGUAUACUCUUCAUUUUUAGACCAAUUCUAAACGUCUUUUAUAAAAAAAAAAUUACUGUUAUUUGCAUGUGAUUCAAAACGCAAUUGAAUAAGACAUCGAAAACGAACUUUGACACUAUUUAAAAACAAAAUGCAUUUAUUCAUUCAUAUGAAGUAUGUCAGACAAAAGUGGUUUAAAAUUGUUUAGCGAGCUAAAAAUAUACAUGUUCCAUUCAAAAUAACAAAGUUGAUGUUGGAGCAAAAGUUACCCUACACUUUAGCUAUUUAUAAUAACCCGAUUUAGAUCUAGAUUAUAUAGUUUAAGUAUUAUUCUUUUAUAUGGGGUUUAUGGAACCCAUAAUUUUGUUGGUGCUAAAAUCGGUUUUAUCUGGCAACUUCUGUCUCAGGCGCAGCAUGCUGGAGAUAUCUACUACUGUUUGUUGGGAAAGAGGUUUUUGUUUUUGGUUUGGUUGGUUGGUUUUUGAAGACAAAUUAUCACAGCAAUUUUUCCAAGUUGUUGUUGGUCUACUGCAAAGCCAAGAAACUUUGUGAUAUCAUCCGUUAGGAGUCCUUCAUCAGCAACUCUUAUAUUUAAGCAACGUUCGUUUUUUUGUUGAGAGUUAUCGAACCCGAUGUAAUUUGUUUUAGACGUAUUUCACUUCUUUACGGCCAUACAAUCAGAAUAAAGAUGUUUAAAAAUGCUAUUUAUGUAGAUACUAAAGAAAAACAGUCCCAGAAUAGAAACCUGAGGCACUCAUAUCUGGACAUUCGACGUAACUGCGUUGUUAGGAUCAAAGGGAAAUCGGAGGUCUUUAUAAGUGUUCAAAAUGCGUCUCCACCGUAUGCUAGGCAGGAAUUUGUCCUUGUGCUAUGACACAAUUAAAUUGGAACAAAAAACUUUAAGAUUUUCAUAGUUUUUAAUAAUUAAUUACAGCUGUUGUCCGAUAUAAAUUUUGGGACAUUUCAACUUAUAGAUUCCGGAUUUUCGAGUUUUUCGUAAUUUAGUUGUAUUGUUUUUUAAAAAGCGUCCUAUAGUGUUUUCAGUUUUAAAACCAAUAUUAACACCAUGAUAGAUGUUCUUAUAUUUGAGUUAUUUGAAAUUGCUUUUUAGUUAUCUAUCGUAACCAUUGUCGUUAAAAGCUAUUUGUUUUCUAAUAUUUAAUUCUUUUUCAAAAUAUUCUAUGGAAAGUGGUAUAUUAAGUAUUCUGUGUGUAAAAGCAUAAAAGGCAGCCAUUUUGUGUAUAAGGGUGAUUUGAGUUAUGUAUUAUGUUGUUUAGUUAUAGUUAAGUCCAGAAAGUAUAGAGAGUUCCGUCUCUAUGGUAAAUUUUAAACGGUUAUGUAUGGAAUUAAUAUGAUUCAAAAAGGACUGCAGUUGUUUUUCCGUUCAAGUGAAGUAAGCAAAAACAUCAUCUACGUGUCCAUACCACCAGAGAAAUCAAUUACUCAGAGGAUGUUUAUGUAUGAUAUUUUUUAAAUUGUCCAUGAAAAUAGCUGCAAGUAGUGGACUAAGUGGUUUUCCCACAAUUAAUUCUUCUUUAGCAAUAUAAACUUGACCAUUAAAUUCAAUAUAAUCUAACUAUUAAACUA